AUGACUUCAGAAGUCGAACAUGACAAGCCACUUCCAGAGUCCAUUGAUGAGGAAGCUCCCUUACCAUCAGGUGAACAACCGGAACAGGGACGGAAAACACUGCAAGGUAGUGAUAACUCGGACCCCAAGGAGCAGGACGAUAGAGACAUCGAAGACAGAGAUGUUUUGCGAGGCCUCCACAUCGCCAUAUCGGCUGCUUGUGAUGAAGAGGUCGACGCAUGGAUCCGACAAAAGACGGGUGUGCGUAUUCGGCGAUUUUUGGCAGACUUGAAGGCUUUUGAAACGCUGGGCGAAGAGGAUCAACCGGAUCCAGCCAAGGAGCGUGCGAGGAACAGGAGAGCCGACUCGAGGAAACUCAAGGCACAGAUUCGACAAUCUAAAGCUGCCAGGGAAGCGAGAGCAGCAGCACAGUGA
This is a messenger RNA of Colletotrichum fioriniae, 414 nucleotides long. The record is from RefSeq and is a predicted model, not a curated record. NCBI's taxonomy places the organism in Eukaryota, Fungi, Ascomycota, Sordariomycetes, Glomerellales, Glomerellaceae.